UCACCAUAUUUUGGAAAUGUUCAAGUGAAUAAAGAAGAGCGUGAUUGUUUAGGAAUUAAAGUUUGUCAAUUUACUGAUCAUUUACAAGCAUUGAACAUAAUGAGAUCGAUAUUGAAUCAUCAUUGUGGAAAAGAAUUACUGAAAAUCAAAACGUCAAUUCUAAAAAAACUUACACCUACUACAUAUUUGGCUGCUAAAGAUACUUCUUGUAAAUUCAAAUAUGAUAAUAGAAGUACUUGUUCUGGAAAACCAAUUUUAUGUAAAUUACGCAUUUCUCAGGAUAUACAAAAUGUAUAUCAAUGGUUUAUUGGCUGCUCAAUAUAUCGUAUUGGAGAUCAAUGGCAUCGUUAUAUCAAAAUCAAUAGUGAAAAUGUUGAUAUUGUACUUCUUCGUGAUUUAUUUCUUGAAAAAGAAGUGAUACAAGAAGAAUUACCUUAUUGUACAACUCUAUUGCAUCGAUCAUCCAAAAGAAAAAAAUGUGAUUAUAUUCAUCGGUUGUCUAAUAGAAAUAUUGACUAUGGAGAGAUUAUUCAAAAGCAUUGCCCAGUAAAAUUUUAUAAAUUUACACUACAGAAUCUUGAAGUUUGUCUGUUUAUUGCGAUAGUAUGUGUUGGUACACAUAACCAUCCACCUCCGCCUCCAGAAAAAAUACCUGUAGAUAUUAAAUUAAGCCUUCAAUCUUUAAUUUCUCAAGCGAUUGAAGACAAUGAUAUAAUUACUCCACGAUCUAUUCAAUCAAUUGCCAAAGCAUAUAAAAAUAUGCAUCCUUAUGGACAAGGUAUUCUAGGUGUUUUUCAUGCGGCAAAGAAUAGUCAUUCUGAAAUAAAAGACUAUUUACAUCGUAUAGGUUGGGAAUAUAUAAUAGGAGAUUUGGAUUCUGUGCAAGCGAAAGGUUUAGGGCUUGCAUUGUAUAAUAUAGAUCCAUCACGAGAUUGGGAAAUAAAUUUGUUUAACAAACAGUUUUCACAAGAAAUUCAUGAUUUAGCUAAGUCGAUCCUUAAUGCACCUUCACAAGAAUUAGUCAAAUCAAUUUUAGAUAAAAUCGAAUUAUCAGAUGAGCCAGGUGCUAAAGAAUGGGCCAAUUAUUAUAAAACACCUUGGAUAAUUUCUUCAUUGAAGAAUGUACAUAUGUCUAAAAUGGAGCGUAAUAUUUGGAAAAAACAUGAUGACAAUACCAAUUCUGCAGAAUCGGCUCAUGCAUUAGCAAAUAAGGAAGGAAAACAAUUAAAACUUUUAUCAGCUAUUCUACG
Molecule: messenger RNA, 1250 nt
Organism: Racocetra persica
Lineage: Eukaryota; Fungi; Glomeromycota; Glomeromycetes; Diversisporales; Gigasporaceae
Source: the annotation of a GenBank genome assembly